UCCCUCAUGGGCGGAGCUUCGAAGGGGCGAAGGGCGUGGCUUGGCUGUCAGGUCCCUUCGCCUUUUGUUCGGUUACUGAGUUGCUGCCUUGGCCAGAGUCCGAAGCAGCCGCCGCCCGUGAGCGCCUAGCUCAGUUCGCUACCCGUGCCGGCUCCCACCCCGGCCCAAUCCCUACCCGGCUCCGCUAGGCUCCACACGUAGCCACGAUGGAGGUGAUGAACCUGAUUGAGCAGCCCAUCAAGGUGACUGAGUGGCAGCAGACGUACACCUACGACUCAGGCAUCCACUCGGGCGCCAACACCUGUGUGCCCUCAGUCAGCAGCAAGGGCAUCAUGGACGAGGAAGACAGUGGUGGACGCCAGUACACGAUCAAGAAGACCACCACCUACACUCAGGGGGUGCCCCCAAGCCAAGGUGACCUGGAGUACCAGAUGUCUACAACAGCCAGAGCCAAGCGGGUGCGGGAGGCCAUGUGUCCCGGCGUGUCGGGGGAGGAUAGCUCUCUGCUGCUGGCCACACAGGUGGAGGGGCAGACCACCAACCUGCAACGACUGGCUGAGCCGUCCCAGCUGCUGAAGUCGGCCAUUGUACAUCUCAUCAAUUACCAGGAUGAUGCUGAGCUGGCCACCCGGGCCCUGCCCGAGCUCACCAAACUGCUCAACGAUGAGGACCCGGUGGUAGUGACCAAGGCGGCCAUGAUUGUGAACCAGCUGUCAAAGAAGGAGGCGUCUCGGAGGGCACUGAUGGGCUCGCCCCAGCUGGUGGCAGCUGUUGUGCGCACCAUGCAGAACACCAGCGACCUGGACACGGCCCGCUGCACCACCAGCAUCCUGCACAACCUGUCCCACCACCGUGAGGGGCUGCUCGCCAUCUUCAAGUCGGGCGGCAUCCCUGCUCUGGUCCGCAUGCUCAGCUCUCCCGUGGAGUCUGUCCUGUUCUACGCCAUCACCACUCUGCACAACCUGCUGCUCUACCAAGAGGGUGCCAAGAUGGCGGUGCGCCUGGCAGAUGGGCUACAGAAGAUGGUGCCCUUGCUCAACAAGAACAACCCCAAGUUCCUGGCCAUCACCACUGACUGUUUGCAGCUCCUGGCCUAUGGCAACCAGGAGAGCAAGCUGAUCAUCUUGGCCAAUGGAGGACCCCAGGCACUCGUGCAGAUCAUGCGUAACUACAGUUACGAGAAGCUGCUCUGGACCACCAGCCGAGUGCUCAAGGUGCUAUCUGUGUGUCCCAGCAAUAAGCCUGCCAUUGUGGAGGCUGGUGGGAUGCAGGCCCUGGGCAAGCACCUGACAAGCAACAGCCCCCGCCUCGUGCAGAACUGCCUGUGGACCCUGCGCAACCUCUCAGAUGUGGCCACCAAGCAGGAGGGCCUGGAAAGUGUGCUGAAAAUUCUGGUGAAUCAGCUGAGUGUGGAUGACGUCAACGUCCUUACCUGCGCUACGGGCACCCUCUCCAACCUGACGUGCAACAACAGCAAGAACAAGACGCUAGUGACUCAGAACAGUGGCGUGGAGGCCCUCAUCCACGCCAUCCAGCGUGCUGGUGACAAGGACGACAUCACAGAGCCUGCUGUCUGUGCCCUGCGCCACCUCACCAGCCGCCAUCCUGAGGCUGAGAUGGCUCAGAACUCUGUGCGUCUCAACUAUGGCAUCCCGGCCAUUGUGAAGCUGCUCAACCAGCCCAACCAGUGGCCGCUGGUCAAGGCAACCAUUGGCCUCAUCAGGAAUCUGGCCUUGUGCCCAGCCAACCAUGCCCCACUGCAGGAGGCGGCGGUUAUUCCCCGCCUUGUUCAGCUAUUAGUCAAGGCCCACCAGGAUGCUCAGCGCCACGUGGCCGCAGGCACACAGCAGCCCUACACGGACGGAGUGAGGAUGGAAGAGAUUGUGGAGGGCUGCACCGGAGCCCUGCACAUCCUUGCCCGGGACCCCAUGAACCGCAUGGAAAUCUUCAGGCUCAACACCAUCCCCCUGUUUGUGCAGCUCUUGUACUCAUCAGUGGAGAAUAUCCAGCGUGUGGCUGCUGGGGUGCUAUGCGAGCUGGCCCAGGACAAGGAGGCAGCUGACGCCAUUGAUGCCGAGGGGGCCUCAGCACCUCUCAUGGAGCUGUUGCACUCCCGCAAUGAGGGCACUGCCACAUAUGCUGCUGCUGUCCUGUUCCGCAUCUCUGAGGACAAGAACCCAGAUUACCGGAAGCGUGUGUCUGUGGAGCUCACCAACUCCCUCUUCAAGCACGACCCAGCCGCCUGGGAGGCUGCCCAGAGCAUGAUCCCCAUCAAUGAGCCCUAUGCAGAUGACAUGGAUGCCACCUACCGCCCCAUGUACUCGAACGACAUGCCCCUCGACCCCCUGGAGAUGCACAUGGACAUGGACGGGGACUACCCCAUUGACGCCUACAGCGACGCCCUCAGGCCCCCCUACCCCACUGCUGACCACAUGCUCGCCUAGGCACCUUGACCCCUGGUGCAGUUCCUCAUCUCAGAGGCUCUCCGUGCAGGCCAUGGGGCAAGACAGAAAAGUGCCUGAGCUGGGGGGGCCGGGGCUGCAUCCUGCUGAACCCUGUACCCCCAGAGGUCCUCCAUGGGGUCUUUCUUGGGAUGGUGUUCUGCUCCUGCUUUUCUGCCCUGGGUGUGGAUCCAGGCCUGACACCCCCUCCCCACCCCAGUGGCCAUGACCACUAAAGCUUCAGACACAAGCUGCCCACACUGUUUCCCCCCAGGAAUCCCCACCCCCAGCCUGCCUGUCUCCAGCUGCCUGGGCCCCACAGGGCUUUGGUUCCUUCUUUGGGUCUGGUAUUCUCAUUGAACUCUACUGAACAACUACCCCAAGUUCCUAGGUCUCUCUAGGACCCAGAUUUGAAGCCUGAACCCUCCCAAACCCAAAGCUUCUCUUGAAACGUUCAGGGACUAUCCAGGGGAGAUGGGGCAGAGGUGUGGAGAGUGGGUCCCCCUGAUCCAGGAGACAGCCCACUUCUCUCUCCUGGAUGCUAAACUGGUUUUGCUCAGCCACAGGGAGCUCUGGGGACAGCUCCGGCACACCCUGUCCCACCUGCACCACUGCCCUGCCUGACCCCCAAGAAGUGCUCUUGGCUGACCCCUCUGGUGUGCGGUGAGGGGCUUUCUUUUCCCCUUCCUGUUUCAGACUUCCCCCCACCACCUCCUGCACACAGGUGUAGGGGGCUGGGGGAGGUCCCAGUGGAGAGUUUAUUGUUUUUGCUUUAUGUUUUGGUUAUUGGUUUUUUUGUAUAGACCAAAGCAAAGAAAAUAAAAGUAACACAGAGAUCCAA
Otolemur garnettii (small-eared galago) is the source of this 3282-nucleotide messenger RNA. RefSeq names its product junction plakoglobin (gene JUP). Lineage: Eukaryota; Metazoa; Chordata; Mammalia; Primates; Galagidae. Gene Ontology annotation, biological process: positive regulation of transcription by RNA polymerase II; cell adhesion. The record is from RefSeq and is a predicted model, not a curated record. Bases 207 to 2444 code for a protein of 745 amino acids. The transcript is spliced from 15 exons. Gene Ontology annotation, cellular component: adherens junction; catenin complex. Gene Ontology annotation, molecular function: cadherin binding; protein phosphatase binding; transcription coactivator activity.